AAAGAUCGGAUACUGAACAGAUGAAGAAAAUGCUUCGCGGGGUCAUUUUCUGUUUGUGCUGCUACCAUCAGAUUGAUGUGUUUGGUGAGUCUGUGUCGGUGACGGAGGGAGAUUCUGUGACUCUAAACACUAAUCUCACUGAAAUACAUGAACAUGAUGAUAUACUGUGGAAAUUUGGAGCUGAACGGUUUCAAAUAGCUAAAAUGAAGAAAAGGAUUCGAAAUGUUUCCACAUAUGAUGGUCCUGAUGGGAGAUUCAGAGACAGACUGAAGCUGGACGAUCAAACUGGAUCUCUGACCAUCAUGAACAUCUCAACUCAACACGCUGGAGAUUAUGAGCUAGACAUAGCCGGAGCGAGAAAAUCUUUAAAAUCAUUCAGUGUUUCCGUCUACGCUCAUCUUCCUGUUCCUGUCAUCAGCAGCAACUCUUCAAACUGUUCUUCAUCUUCAUCUUCAUCUUGUUCAUUGUUGUGUUCGGUGGUGAACGUGGGUCAUGUGACUCUCUCCUGGUACAAAGGAAACAGUUUAUUGUCCAGCAUCAGUGUGUCUGAUCUCAGCAUCAGUCUCUCUCUACCUCUGGAGGUGGAAUAUCAGGAUAAAAACACCUACAGCUGUGUGAUCAACAACCCCAUCAGAAACCAGACCACACAUCUGAACAUCAGUCAGCUCUGUCACACGUGUUCAGUUCCUCCGGACUCAGUGUCUCUGGUUGCUCUGACCUCUGCUGGAUCUCUGUUGAUUGUCGCUGCUGUCGGGAUCUUCUGGAUCUGCAGGAAAUAUAGAAAAAACGAUCAGGAAGGCAAGUGCUAUCUACUAUUUUUUAAAAAGUUAACAUUGUAACAAAUAAAACUUUUAAAAUAUACUUAAAAGAAAUAUUUAGCCAACUGAUGAUGGCCUAUUUUAUCGUUUAGUUAUUGUUCUCAACAUUUUUUUGGUCAACAUUCUUUGUAUGUAAUAUCUGUCGGGUUUGACUAUGUCACUAGAUCGCACUAAAAUUAGUAUAUAAAAUUGUAUAUAACAAUACUGAAAUUCCCUAUUUACUACUCACAUAUAACCCAAAGCCGAGUCUGUAAUUAUCAAUCUGCAUGAACACUGAAAAUGCAAAAGCAUGAAUGUUUAAUUUUAAUUAAAAAAAAAUAAUAAUUUUAUUUUUAUUUAACAUAAUCUUAUAGGCAUAAAGGUGCAGCUGGUGCUCAAACUACCUACUAAAAGGUCCAGGGGCCUUAUUUACAAAAUGCUGAGCAGAAAGCAUCCUAAAUUUGUUCAUUUCUCAGAUAUGCGUACUCGAGUUUCACAGAAAAAAACUUUUACAUGUGAUAUCUGUGUAUAACAAAUGAUUUUGAACGUGCAUGCAAAUUAAUGGUUUCAGCUCUCUGUUUGCAAACAACUCCUAAUUAAUAUCAUUAAAGGAGCUUUAUGUAGUGGUUGAACUAUGUAUUGCAGUCUAAAUUAAAAAUAUUGGAGAUAUUUUUUUUUUUUUUUUUUUACCCGGCUCCUCCUACUCAGACUUGACACACACGCAGGUUGCCAGAUACCCGCUCAGAUCCCUUUUAGUUUGCCAGCUUCCGUGACUGAAAUGAAAUAUGCUCUGUUUUCCGCCAACUGGCAACCCGGGAUUCAGAAGCAUGAUUGGUUAAACUGGCAGCGGGCGGGUUCCACAAACCAAAAAGAAAAUAACCGACGGUAGAAAUUUUAUUUUGUGCUUUACUAGAGUCAAAUUCCUACAUACAGCACCUUUAACGUGUGUGUGUGUGUGUGUGUGUGUGUGUGUGUGUGUGUGUAAGUGCUCUUUAGUUGUCUAGGACUGGGUUCAGUUGUUUUAAUGCAUGUUGUUGUUGUUGUUGUUGUUGUUGUUGUUGUUGUUGUUGUUGUUGUUGUUGAAACAGCUAAGACUUCUGCUGAAGAGUUAUCUUACACUGAGAUGACGUUCAACAGAACAACCACAGAGGAAACGGAAGUUAAAGGGGACGAUCAUGUGGAUUAUGCACCAAUCGUGAUGAGGUGAUGAUCGAAAGUCAAUGCUUUUCUCAGUGGUUUUCACUAGAAACCUCCAGCAGUGACCUCAGCGGAGUCGGUGGUUAAGUCUCCUAAAGCUUCAAAAGACGUCAAUGCAUUAUUCAACUCUUUCAGCCCAUUGGAGCAUUUUUAUUUUUUUACUCUUAUCAAAAUGUAGAUUCAAAAGGCAUGGAAGUAUUGAUUAUUUACGUCUCUACAGGCACGUGGUAUGAUCUGAGUCUGAUGUGUGUUCGUGAGUGUUUCUGUGUCAGUAACGUGGUUGAAAAGCACUUUCACGUCAAUGCAUGAAAAUUAAUAUUUGCACAAAUGCUCCUGCGAGUGAUUCUCUAGUCAUGCAGCGCUAGUUUCAGUAGUUCCGGCUCAAGACUUAUCUUAAAGCAAAGAAAGGCAGGGCUCCCGUCUGCACACUAAACUGUAAUGUUCCUGUGUUUGUAUGUUAAAAUGGCUAACCAGGAAUCAAAUGCAAAGAAUAAAUUAUUUAAAAAUG
Molecule: messenger RNA, 2502 nt
Organism: Puntigrus tetrazona (Sumatra barb)
Lineage: Eukaryota; Metazoa; Chordata; Actinopteri; Cypriniformes; Cyprinidae
Exons: 5
Coding region: 21-839 (272 amino acids)
Source: RefSeq, a predicted model, not a curated record